GCCGAGCGUCGUCUCUGCUGGGCGGACAAAUGCCUUAACUACUGACCCAUCUCUUCAGCCCCACUUUUUGCUUAAAUAAUUGGAUACAAUUUGUAAUGGACAUCUUCAGAAAAUUUUUGACAUACUGGUUUUUACAGGGUACAGAAUAGUACACUACAUUUUUAAAAACAUGGAUGAAGAACCUGAGAGAACUAAGCGGUGGGAAGGCGGCUAUGAGAGAACAUGGGAAAUUCUUAAAGAAGAUGAAACUGGCUCCCUUAAAGCUACAAUAGAAGAUAUUCUCUUCAAAGCAAAGAGAAGAAGAGUAUUUGAGCACCAUGGACAAGUUCGACUUGGAAUGAUGCGCCACCUUUAUGUGGUAAUAGAUGGAUCAAGAACAAUGGAGGACCAAGAUCUGAAGCCCAACAGAUUGACAUGUACGUUAAAGUUGUUGGAAUACUUUGUAGAAGAAUAUUUUGACCAAAACCCUAUCAGUCAGAUUGGAAUAAUUGUAACUAAGAGCAAAAGAGCUGAAAAGCUGACUGAGCUCUCAGGAAACCCAAGGAAGCAUAUAACAUCUUUGAAGAAAGCUGUAGAUAUGACCUGCCAUGGAGAACCAUCUCUUUAUAAUUCUUUAAGCAUGGCUAUGCAAACCCUAAAACACAUGCCUGGACACACAAGCAGAGAAGUCCUAAUCAUCUUUAGCAGCCUUACAACUUGUGAUCCAUCUAAUAUUUAUGAUCUAAUCAAGAUGCUGAAGGCAGCUAAAAUUAGAGUGUCUGUUAUUGGAUUGUCUGCAGAGGUUCGGGUUUGCACCGUACUGGCUCGUGAAACUGGAGGCACAUACCAUGUUAUUUUAGAUGAAGCCCACUAUAAAGAGUUGUUAACACAUCACGUCAGCCCUCCUCCUGCCAGUUCAAGUUCUGAGUGCUCACUCAUUCGUAUGGGAUUUCCUCAGCACACCAUUGCUUCUUUGUCUGAUCAAGAUGCGAAACCUUCUUUCAGCAUGGCGCAUUUGGAUAACAGUACUGAACCAGGGCUUACAUUAGGAGGCUACUUCUGCCCACAGUGUCGGGCAAAAUACUGUGAGCUUCCUGUGGAAUGUAAAAUAUGUGGUCUUACCCUGGUGUCUGCACCUCAUUUGGCACGGUCUUAUCAUCAUUUGUUUCCUUUGGAUGCUUUUCAAGAAAUUUCCUUGGAAGAAUAUAAUGGAGAAAGAUUUUGUUAUGGAUGUCAGGGGGAAUUGAAAGACCAACAUGUCUACGUCUGUAAUGUGUGCCAGAAUGUCUUCUGUGUGGACUGUGAUGUUUUUGUUCAUGACUCUCUCCACUGCUGUCCUGGCUGUAUUCAUAAGGUCCCCACUCCUUCAGGUGUUUGAUGCCAACAUGUUGUACAAAUAAAAAGAAAUGGCAACUGUAAAAACUGUAAAAUUAUAGUUUAAGUAA
Molecule: messenger RNA, 1424 nt
Organism: Jaculus jaculus (lesser Egyptian jerboa)
Lineage: Eukaryota; Metazoa; Chordata; Mammalia; Rodentia; Dipodidae
Gene: Gtf2h2
Product: general transcription factor IIH subunit 2
Exons: 16
Coding region: 170-1357 (395 amino acids)
Biological process (GO): DNA-templated transcription; nucleotide-excision repair; regulation of transcription by RNA polymerase II
Cellular component (GO): transcription factor TFIIH core complex; transcription factor TFIIH holo complex
Molecular function (GO): zinc ion binding
Source: RefSeq, a predicted model, not a curated record